UUGGUAGGAAGUGGGGACUUCUGUUAUCAAAGCCAACGCCCGCUUGAAUGAGAAGAGAAGACUUCACUCAAAGCUUUAAUGGUGCCUCCCUUUUUCACUCUCUCAGUCACUCUUUUCUUUGAUUUCAGUCCGGUUCUAUCUGCUCAUCGGAGAGGAUUCCACGGUCGUCAUCUCUAGUUUUCAUCACACUCAUUGUGACUGUUCGUUCAUUUUUUAUCAAUGGGGAGUAUUUCGUCCGAGGAUGAGUUAGAUCAACUGAGCGAGCGGUUCGAGUUCGACGGCUACAGCUUAAGCGCGGAUGUGAGUGAAUCGGAAAGUUCCUCUAGCUUCUUCUCUUGCAGGCUUUACUAUCAACAAGGCGCCUCCACUUCUUUCGCUUCUUCGCCGCUCGCCAGACCUCAAUUCUCUGACCGUGACAUUUCUCCGCCCCCGAUUCCCAUAAUGAUGCCGCCGGUAGUUGGUGGCAGGCAUGUCAAAUUUGCAACGGACAAGGCAGAUAAACCGGACAAUGAUUUAUCUGAGGUUGAAAUGAUGAAGGAGCUAUUCGCUAAGCUUCUCCUUGGAGAAGACGCGUCAGGUGGGAGGAAGGGCGUUUGCACUGCUCUUGCCAUCUCCAAUGCCAUUACAGAUCUCUCUGCUUCUGUGUUUGGGGAGCUAUGGAAGUUAGAACCACUAGCUCCACAAAAAAAGUCAAUGUGGCACCGGGAGAUGGAGUUAAUUUUAUGUGUGAGUGAUUCCAUUGUAGUGCUUGUUCCAUCAAUGCAAGAUCUCCCUAGUGGUGCAACCGUUGAGGUUAUGGUGCCACAACCGCGCUCAGAUCUAUCUAUGAACCUUCCAGCACUCAAGAAGCUUGACACCAUGUUGCUUAGCAUUCUUGAUGGAUUUUGCAGUUCUGAGUUUCGUUAUAUUGACCAUGGGGUGAUAGUUGCUGGUGGGGGUGAAACUGAAACAUUUCCUUUCUCUUCAUCUUCUUCAAGGCUGUCAAGUUGUCAGGAAGAGAAGUGGUGGCUUCCGUUUCCUAAAGUUCCCCAGAAUGGUUUAUCUGAAGAUGCAAGGAGGAGAUUGCAGCAGUGUAGGGAAUGCACAAAUCAGAUCCUUAGGGCCGCCAUGGCAAUUAAUAGCAGUGUAUUAACUGAGAUGGAAAUUCCAAAUGCUUACUUGGAGAGCUUGCCCAAGAGCGAAGAAGCUUGUUUGCAUGAGAACGUAUAUCGUCACAUAACUGCCCAUCGGUUCUCUCCAGAUUGUCUUCUGGAUUACUUAGACCUCUCAUCAGAGUACUCGACUUUAGAAAUAGCAAACAGAAUAGAAGCAGCUGCACACAUUUGGGAGAAAAAGUGCCUUCAAAAGCAGAAAGUUCAUGCAAGAAUUGGGAAGAAGUCAUCAUGGGGGGGCAAGAUUAAAGGCUUUGUUUGUGAAGUACAAAGGAGUAAACUUCUAGCAAGACGGGCUGAGACCCUUCUACAGAGACUACGGCUGCGUUUCCCUGCUCUCCCACAGACUACUCUGGACGUGAACAAGAUUCAAUAUAACAAGGAUGUAGGGCAUGCUAUCAUUGAGAGCUAUUCAAGGGUAAUGGGAAGACUAGCCUUGAAUAUAAUGGCAAGGAUUGAUGAUCUCCUAUAUGUGGACGAUGCCACAAAGCAACGAGCAGCAGCAGAGUCAACAACUCUGUAUGACCAAGGAAAACCUGAGGGUGCGCUUCUCAAACAUAAGUGGGCAUCACCUAGCCCUUUUUCUCUUCAACAAAAUCUUUCUGCCUCUCCAUAUCUAUCGUCUAAAUUUGACUCUUCCCAUAAAAAACUUAGAAUCUCCAGUGCCAGGAGACAUCAUUUUGCAAAGAAGAGCAACCUAAAGGACUCACCCAUUCAGACCCUGCAGAAACUAACCUUCUAAUAUGAAGAGGGAAAUUGUCUUAUAUAGCUCAGGAAUUAGUAUCUAAAUCAUGUCUAUCUAGCUUGCCCCUUGCUGUAUCUGAAAACUAGUUUUUUAUAGCCUGAUAAGUAGAGAAGGUAGUAGAACAAACAGUGUAUUGAUGUGAGUUGGUCGGUGUAGAAACCAAAGAAUAAAUGUGAUCAGCUAAAAAAGUUAAAUCAUUUGUUGGCGAA
Molecule: messenger RNA, 2105 nt
Organism: Manihot esculenta (cassava)
Lineage: Eukaryota; Viridiplantae; Streptophyta; Magnoliopsida; Malpighiales; Euphorbiaceae
Product: rop guanine nucleotide exchange factor 1
Exons: 5
Coding region: 220-1893 (557 amino acids)
Molecular function (GO): guanyl-nucleotide exchange factor activity
Source: RefSeq, a predicted model, not a curated record